CUCCUUCAAAGCCUCCUAUUCACUGUGUUUUUAAUUAUUUACCUAAUCAUUUUAUUAGGAAAUAUGGUAAUCAUGAUGGUCAUAAGAACUGAUCUCCACCUGAACUCUCCUAUGUACUUCUUCCUCUUUCAUUUAUCCCUUGUUGACAUCUGUUAUGCCACUGCUGUUGUUCCAAAGAUGCUUGUGAAUUUCCUUGUGAAAGAAAGCGUAACAAUUGCUGUCAGUGCUUGUAUGACUCAAAUGUUCUUCAUCUUCCUCUCAGCUGGCUGUGAAAUUUUUAUGCUUUCAGUAAUGGCAUAUGACCGAUAUGUGGCCAUCUGUAAUCCACUGAAGUACCAAGAGGCUAUGAGCAAACAUUUCUGCUAUCAGCUG
Messenger RNA from Phaethon lepturus (White-tailed tropicbird), 372 nucleotides. Its product is annotated as olfactory receptor 1030-like. Gene Ontology annotation, molecular function: G protein-coupled receptor activity; olfactory receptor activity. The record is from RefSeq and is a predicted model, not a curated record. Gene Ontology annotation, cellular component: membrane. The transcript has a single exon. The annotation marks the transcript as partial. Gene Ontology annotation, biological process: G protein-coupled receptor signaling pathway. NCBI's taxonomy places the organism in Eukaryota, Metazoa, Chordata, Aves, Phaethontiformes, Phaethontidae.